This is a messenger RNA of Gongylonema pulchrum, 540 nucleotides long. The record is from the annotation of a GenBank genome assembly. Lineage: Eukaryota; Metazoa; Nematoda; Chromadorea; Rhabditida; Gongylonematidae.
AUGAGUUCGGAUAUUCAGACCGUUAUCAAAGCGUGUAGUUUCGCGGCUGAACGACAUCGCAAGCAGAGGCGAAAGGACGCUGAGCAGACACCAUACAUCAACCAUCCGAUUGGUGUCGCGAAUAUCCUGAUCAGCGAAGCGGGUGUGACGGACAGCGCAGUGAUUGCAGCUGCUUUGUUACACGAUACGCUCGAAGAUACAGCUACCACGUUGCAAGAACUGAAGAAUCUGUUUGGUGAUGAGAUCAGUGGCAUUGUACAAGAAUGUACCGAUGACAAGAAACUACCAAGGGAUGUGCGGAAAAAAUUGCAAGUCGAAAAUGCCUCGAAACACUCCAAUAAAGCGAAACUGGUCCAUCUGGCUGAUAAGCUUUACAAUCUGCGGGAUUUGGAGCGUGGAACGCCGCUGGGAUGGGAUGCAGCAAGAGUAAAAGAAUACUUCGAAUGGUCCGAUUCGGUUGUCAGUGGACUGCGCGGCGUCAAUGAAGCUCUCGACCAUGCCCUUCGUGAUAUCAUUAGUAGGCAUCUGGAUAAAUGCUAA